This is a messenger RNA of Podarcis muralis (Common wall lizard), 1954 nucleotides long. Its product is annotated as olfactory receptor 52B2-like. NCBI's taxonomy places the organism in Eukaryota, Metazoa, Chordata, Lepidosauria, Squamata, Lacertidae. The record is from RefSeq and is a predicted model, not a curated record. Gene Ontology annotation, biological process: G protein-coupled receptor signaling pathway. Gene Ontology annotation, cellular component: plasma membrane. Gene Ontology annotation, molecular function: olfactory receptor activity; G protein-coupled receptor activity.
UUGAGACCAGUGCCACUUCCUUCCCCAGCGGUGGUGGGGCUUUUCUGCCCGCUCUCUUCCUAUCAAAGGCAUUUCCUCACCUCCUGCUGCUCAAGGCGAGUGUCCCUGAGAACUCAAGAGCAGCCGCCCUGAAAGAGCAGGAGACACCAGCGGAGAAGACCUUUCGCCUCCCGUCAUCAUGGCUGCUCUCAAUGACAGCAGCUUUGACCCCGUCACGUUUGUCCUGACCGGCAUCCCCGGCAUGGAGGAAUCCCACGUGUGGAUUUCUGUCCCCUUCUGCCUCAUGUACGUCGUGGCCCUCUUGGGGAACUCGUUCCUCCUCUUCCUCAUUGCCAUGGACCACAGCCUUCGCCAGCCCAUGUGCCUCUUCCUGGCCAUGCUCUCUGUGUCGGACCUCCUGCUGUCCACGGUCACUGUGCCCGAGAUGCUGGCCAUCUUCUGGUUCGGCUCCAGGAAGAUCUCCUUCGACGCCUGCAUUGCCCAGAUGUUCUUCACCCACUUCAGCUUCAUCGCGGAGUCCACCAUCCUGCUGGCCAUGGCCUUUGACCGCUAUGUUGCCAUCUGCGACCCGCUGCGCUACAUGGCCAUCCUGACCCCGUCGGUGAUUGGGAAGGUGGCCCUGGCGGCCGUGGUCAGGGGGCUGUGCAUCAUGUCCCCACCCAUCUUCCUCCUCAAGAGGCUGCCCUACUGUGGCCACAGCACCAUGCAGCACACCUACUGCGAACACAUGGGCAUUGCCCGCCUGGCCUGCGGAGACAUCACCAUCAACAUCUGGUACGGCUUCACGACGACCCUCCUGUCCUCAGGGGUGGACGUGGUGCUCAUUGCCUUGUCGUACGGCUUGAUCCUCAGGGCCGUCUUCCAGCUCUCCUCCAAGGAGGCCCGCCUCAAGGCUCUCCGCACCUGCGGCUCCCACAUCUGCAUCAUCCUGAUGUUCUACAUGCCUGCCUUCUUCUCCUUCCUCACCCACCGCUUUGGCCACAACAUCCCCAGCUGCAUCCACAUCCUGCUGGCCAACCUCUACGUCAUUGUUCCUCCCAUGCUCAACCCCAUCGUCUAUGGGGUGAGAACGAGGCAGAUACGGGAGCGAGUCACCCACGUGUUCUCGCGGACAGGGAGGUGGAGGUGCUGCUAGAAGGCAGCGCUUGGUGCAUCAGCCCCCUGAACCUUUGCAGAAGGUUGCCUGAGAUGUGGAGACCCUCCUUCAUGAGAGAAGGAAGGUGGGCUGCUGAGAAAUUGGGUGAGCAGGAAGCUAAGGUGCAAUUCUUACCUGGCUCUCUGCUCUCAGUUUCAUAGAGCUGGGGAAAGUUCAGACAAGGGCAACCGAAAUGAUCAAGGGGUGAAAUGACUCCCCAACACGGAAAUGUAGCAACUUUUGUGACUUUUUAGUUUACGAAAGCGAAGAGGUGCCAUGAUAAAAUUAUAUGUGGCAUGGAGAAAACGGAUAGAGAAACGUUUUUCUCCCCCUCACCUAACACGAGGGAGAUCUAAUAAAGCUGAAUGCUGGAAGAUUUGUGGCAGAUAAAAGAAAUGACUUUUCCACGCAGAGUUAAACUGUGGAACUCACACCUACAAGAUGAUGUCCGCCAACCUAUAAGAGGAUUAAACAAAUUCAUGGAGGAGAUCAUCAAUGGCUCUGCUCUGCUUGCACAAUCAGAGGCGCAAAUGCUUCUGAAUACUGGUUGCUAGAAGCCACAGGGUCUCUGUGCUUCAGAUCCUGUUUGAUGGCUUCUCAUUAGGACAUCUGGUCAGCCACUGUGAGAACAGAAUGUGACGCAGCCCUAAGCGAUACUGAAAGUCCGUUGGAAUUGGGAAGCAUCGUUGUUAAGUGGUAGAGCACCUGCUUGGAAUGUAGAAAACUUAAGGAACGGGGGCGGGGGGAGUCACAGGGUUCACAGAAUCCCAUUUUAUGGAUUUGACAUUGUUUUUGUGUACAGUUUUCUUUGUGGUUGUU